Molecule: messenger RNA, 802 nt
Organism: Myzus persicae (green peach aphid)
Lineage: Eukaryota; Metazoa; Arthropoda; Insecta; Hemiptera; Aphididae
Gene: Pfdn2
Product: prefoldin subunit 2
Exons: 3
Coding region: 150-593 (147 amino acids)
Biological process (GO): protein folding
Cellular component (GO): prefoldin complex; cytoplasm
Molecular function (GO): protein folding chaperone
Source: RefSeq, a predicted model, not a curated record
AUCCUCUACCCACUUCUGUUCAUGAGUUGGGCUGUAGUGCUGCAUUACUGUCCUAAUCUUACUGAGUAGGGAACUCUGAACUGGAUUUGUAUGCUUAUGUUAUUUAAAAAAAAAAAUUAAUAGUUUUAUAUACCUAUUCACUUUUCAAAAUGGAAAAACUAGUCAAAGUUAAGAAACCUACAGAGGAGGAAUUGAUUCACAACACUUUUAAUGCCUUACGAACAGAACAAAGACAACUUGCUACAAAAUUAUCAGAAAUCGAGCUCGAUCUCAAUGAACAUAGCAUUGUUAUUGACACUUUAAACAAGUUGGACGACGAAAGAAAAUGUUUCAGACUGAUAGGCGGAGUGUUAGUUGAAAGGAAGAUUUGUGAUGUACUACCUACUUUAAUUAAAAAUAGAGGAGAAAUGGGUAAAAUUGUGAAAACAUUGAAUGAACAAUUAACUAAAAAAGGAAUUGAAAUCAAUGACUUCAAGAAUAAGCAUAACAUACAAGUUAGAGGUGGAGCUACCUCAAUGUCAGAAGAAGUUGAAAGUCAAAGUGUCGAAAAAAAAGCUGACCAUGGGGGUUCAGUAAUUGUUAAUAAUGUUUGAUUUUACUAUAAUGUUCUAAUGCGCUUCAUAUUUUACAUAUAACUAUACUUUUGGGUAGUGUAUUGUAAAUUAUUAUAUUGCCUUGUGUAACACUCAAAAUACUCAAAUUAAUUUUUAAGUGAAAAUAAUGAAAUGUCCACCCAAUUUUGAUGUAUUCAUUUUUGUAUUAAUUAAGUUUAUUAAUAAACGUUAACAUUUUAACUAGUUCA